AUAUGCUUCGUCCCUCCCGGGGCCCCCAGACGAUUAGUAGGCUCCUCUCUCCGUCAGAGGUCUCCUGACCUGAAGGGUCACUUUGUCAGGUCGUGCCACUGGCCAAGCUCCCAAUGACAGAUGGGUUUGUCCGCUGACGAGGAGGAAGCGAGUCGUGAUCCUGCAGGGUCAAACUGAGGAGUUCCCUCUGUCCCUCUGCCAGGCCCGUCUCCAGACACUAGUGGAGAAGGACGGCUUUUCCCUUUCUCCGCAGGCACCAUCAUCGUCGUCGUCGUCCGCGUGCGCGUCUUGGAGAGGCGGGGCUCUUCGGAAACGGCAAUGCCGCCACCCUCAGACAUCGUCAAAGUGGCCAUCGAGUGGCCUGGUGCCAACGCUCAGCUCCUGGAAAUCGACCAGAAACAACCCCUGACAGCCAUCAUCAAGGAAGUUUGUGAUGGGUGGUCAUUGCCAAACCCGGAGUACUACACCCUCCGCUAUGCAGACGGUCCCCAGCUCUACAUCACUGAGCAGACCCGCAGUGACAUUAAGAAUGGGACCAUCCUGCAGCUGGCCGUGUCUCCGUCCCGGGCCGCGCGCCAGCUGAUGGAGAGGACGCAGUCGUCCAGCAUGGAGACGCGGCUGGACGCCCUGAAGGAGCUGGCCAAGCUCUCUGCCGACGCAACCUUUGCCACCGAGUUCAUCAACAUGGACGGCCUCGCCGUGCUCACGCGCCUCGUGGAGAGUGGGACCAAGCUCCUGUCCCAGUGUACGUGUCUCAGUUACAGUGAGAUGCUGGCAUUCACCCUGACCGCCUUCUUAGAGCUCAUGGACCACGGCAUCGUCUCCUGGGACAUGGUGUCGAUCACCUUUAUCAAGCAGAUUGCAGGCUACGUGAGCCAGCCCAUGGUGGACGUGUCCAUCCUUCAGAGGUCCCUGGCCAUCCUGGAGAGCAUGGUCUUGAACAGCCAGAGUCUGUACCAGAAGAUAGCAGAGGAGAUCACCGUGGGACAGCUCAUCUCCCACCUUCAGGUCUCCAACCAGGAGAUUCAGACCUACGCCAUCGCACUGAUCAACGCCCUUUUUCUGAAGGCUCCUGAGGACAAGCGACAGGACAAGCACCUUCACCCUCUAGACCUGCCUGCCACUGAUAUGGCCAACGCGUUUGCCCAGAAGCACCUGCGCUCCAUCAUCCUGAAUCACGUGAUCCGAGGGAACCGCCCUAUCAAAACGGAGAUGGCCCAUCAACUGUAUGUCCUGCAAGUCCUGACUUUUAACCUCCUGGAGGAAAGGAUGAUGACCAAGAUGGACCCCAAUGACCAGGCCCAGCGAGACGUUAUAUUUGAACUGCGGAGGAUUGCCUUUGACGCGGAGUCAGACCCCAGCAGCGGCCCCGGGAGUGGUACUGAAAAGCGCAAAGCCAUGUACACCAAAGACUACAAAAUGCUGGGGUUCACUAACCACAUCAACCCCGCCAUGGACUUUACCCAAACUCCUCCUGGGAUGCUGGCCUUGGACAACAUGCUCUACCUGGCUAAAGUCCACCAGGACACCUACAUCCGGAUUGUGCUGGAGAACAGCAGCCGGGAGGACAAGCACGAGUGCCCCUUCGGCCGCAGCGCCAUCGAGCUCACCAAGAUGCUCUGUGAGAUCCUCCAGGUCGGGGAGCUGCCAAACGAAGGGCGCAAUGACUACCACCCCAUGUUCUUCACCCACGACCGCGCCUUCGAAGAGCUCUUUGGGAUCUGCAUCCAGCUGCUGAACAAGACCUGGAAAGAGAUGCGGGCGACAGCCGAGGACUUCAACAAGGUCAUGCAAGUGGUCCGAGAGCAGAUCACACGGGCUCUGCCCUCCAAGCCCAACUCCCUGGACCAGUUCAAGAGCAAGCUCCGCAGCCUGAGCUACUCGGAGAUCCUGCGGCUGCGCCAGUCGGAGCGGAUGAGCCAGGACGACUUCCAGUCCCCCCCCAUCGUGGAGCUGAGGGAGAAGAUCCAGCCUGAGAUCCUGGAGCUGAUCAAGCAGCAGCGCCUGAACCGGCUCUGUGAGGGCAGCAGCUUCCGGAAGGUGGGCAACCGCCGGAGGCAAGAGCGGUUCUGGUACUGCCGCCUGGCCCUGAACCACAAGGUUCUGCACUACGGCGACCUGGACGACAACCCUCAGGGGGAGGUGACGUUCGAGUCCCUGCAGGAGAAAAUUCCUGUUGCAGACAUUAAGGCCAUUGUCACUGGGAAAGACUGUCCUCAUAUGAAAGAGAAGAGUGCUCUGAAGCAGAACAAGGAGGUGCUGGAAUUGGCCUUCUCCAUCCUGUAUGAUCCUGACGAGACCUUAAACUUCAUUGCCCCUAACAAGUAUGAGUACUGCAUCUGGAUCGACGGCCUCAGUGCCCUGCUGGGGAAGGACAUGUCCAGCGAGCUGACCAAGAGUGACCUGGACACACUGCUGAGCAUGGAGAUGAAGCUGCGGCUCCUGGACCUGGAGAACAUCCAGAUCCCCGAGGCUCCGCCGCCAGUGCCCAAGGAGCCCAGCAGCUAUGACUUUGUGUACCACUACGGCUGAGCCAGGCCGGAGGGCCCACCCGGCCCGGGGGAAACUCUCAGCCGGGUGCCUUGUCUUUCGUUCGCUUGUACAGACUCUGUGGGGACUGUGGUGGCCAGUCAGGGCCAGCCACUCCUCCAACAUCAGCUCAGAGUCACGGGGCAGGUGCUCUGCCCUCCCACCACCCCGAGGCCUGGGAUCGGCCACGAGGCAUGAGCAGCGUGAGCCUGAGAUCUCGCCUCUGGAGCCGGAUCUCACUGCAGCCGCUCACCUUUUCUCCCUGCACCCGCGCCUAGGUUGGCAGGGCCCCUGCUGAGCAGGACCGGGCCGGCAGGCUGCCUACAGAAGACAGGAGCACCGGGCCGUGGGGGACCUUGAGCGGCUGUUUUCGUGAGGCCCCCGCCUGUGAUUACGGGUCUCGGCCUCGGCUGUGCUCUUGGCAGGAGCCUUGGGCCUUUAGCUUUCGUCUUCUCCAUCAGGGCUGACUCUAGCCUCACACGGUGCCAAGAUGCUGCUGCUUCUGAGACUGGCUCUCACCGCUCCCUCUCGGGAGCCGCCAGAUCUCUUGCCCAUGCAACCUUCAGGACAGGUGGAGAUUUCUCCCUGACGUAGUCUCAGCCUCAGCCUGCAAGUCAGAGGCCUCCGGGUGGCAUGCCACCCUCUCAGUCUCAAGGAACUCUGCUGGGAGAGCCCAAAGGAGAUCACUAGGUCCCAGGCCCCCACGCCGACACCUUUUCCUUCCAGGGCAGAAACCUGACAGCAGUCUGGCCGGCCCCAGGACACCUGCCCUUGCCUUUCUCCCCUGCCCAGUGCUGUGGUUUCAGCCGGGGGCCGUGAUUUCGGGGUGCCAUUGGAGCGCCCCUGGUGCUGGAGCAUGAGUCAGCCACACACCCGGCCUCUCCGGGGAUGCUCUCGGACUCAGUGGCAUUUGUAGAGGUAGCCCCGCAUGGUAGGUACUGUCCAAUGAAGAGUGUACUAUAUAUUUUCUUUACUAUAGGCCAUACUUAUACAGACGUGUAUAUAUAUUUAUAGAAGAUCUACUUAUCCUCGGAUACGAUGUUAGUGGGGAAUGAAACUGGGGGCAAAGAAUAAUAACAUUUCCACUUGUGAGCCAAGAUUCUAACCGAAAGCAGCCAGGAGCUUCCUGUCAGUAACCAAGUUUUCAAUAAAUACUCUUUCAUGUACAAACCA
Echinops telfairi (small Madagascar hedgehog) is the source of this 3702-nucleotide messenger RNA. RefSeq names its product engulfment and cell motility 2 (gene ELMO2). Bases 319 to 2532 code for a protein of 737 amino acids. The transcript has 21 exons. Lineage: Eukaryota; Metazoa; Chordata; Mammalia; Afrosoricida; Tenrecidae. The record is from RefSeq and is a predicted model, not a curated record. Gene Ontology annotation, biological process: actin filament organization; cell motility.